This is a messenger RNA of Lathyrus sativus (Indian pea), 630 nucleotides long. NCBI's taxonomy places the organism in Eukaryota, Viridiplantae, Streptophyta, Magnoliopsida, Fabales, Fabaceae. The record is from the annotation of a GenBank genome assembly.
AUGAAUUAUCUUCUUGGAGCUUUCAAGCCUACAUGCAAUGUCCUGAUCUCAUUUACUGAUGGAAAAAACCGUAAGCAGGUUCCAUUUAAAAAAGAAAAUGGCCAGUCAGUUACAGUCCCUCUUUUCCACAGUCAAGAAAACAUUGCUGGAAAGAUUACAAUAGAACCAAUGCAAGGGAAGAAGAUUAACCACAAUGGCAUAAAAGUUGAGCUCCUUGGACAAAUAGAGAUGUAUUUUGACAGAGGGAAUUUUUAUGACUUUACUUCCCUUGUACGUGAGCUAGAUGUUCCUGGAGAAAUUUAUGAAAGGAAAACAUAUCCAUUUGAAUUUUCUACUGUUGAAAUGCCAUAUGAGACAUACAAUGGGGUGAAUGUGAGACUUAGGUAUGUCUUGAAAGUGACCAUUAAUCGUGGUUAUGCAGGAAGCAUAGUUGAGUACCAGGAUUUUGUGGUUCGCAACUAUUCUCCACUCCCACAGAUUAAUAACAACAUCAAGAUGGAAGUUAGAAUAAAAGAUUGUCUGCAUAUUGAAUUUGAGUACAACAAAAGCAAGUAUCACUUGAAAGAUGCUAUCAUUGGCAAGAUAUACUUCUUACUUGUCAGAAUCAAGAUAAAAAAACAUGGACCUUGA